This is a messenger RNA of Drosophila subobscura, 1476 nucleotides long. RefSeq lists its product as uncharacterized. The transcript has 3 exons. Gene Ontology annotation, cellular component: nucleus. Bases 1 to 1476 code for a protein of 491 amino acids. The record is from RefSeq and is a predicted model, not a curated record. NCBI's taxonomy places the organism in Eukaryota, Metazoa, Arthropoda, Insecta, Diptera, Drosophilidae.
AUGGAUCAGAAAUCUUCGGGAGUUCUCCAAGAGAAUAAAUUGGUAAAUGCAGAUCGUCCCACUUCGAUGGUACGAGGGGUAACACGCAGUGGACGCAUCGUGCGGUCUUCGUGGGACAGUAACUUUGUUUACACUGACAAUAGGAAGUGUCGCCCCAAGCUCCGCAGGCGGAGGCGCAAAGACAAUCAGCGGUUAAUAUACAUUGACCUGGACCAGUCGGUGGCGAUUGUAAGGGAUAAACCUGUGGCCGAUUUAUCAUUAGAUGGCGAUGCAGAUCUCAAAACUAGGCUGCACAAAUUCCUGGGCCUCCUCGCCCCGCGCCGUAGACUUUACAAUCCCAUGGAAUCCCUUGAGCCAAAUAACUCUCCCCAGAAGGGGAGUGCACACCCCUCUAGCAGACUUUUUAUAGACCAGGGCCAGUCUGUGGCUACUGCCAGAGAUAAACACGAUGAUAAUGAAGCACUCAAAGUGCAGCUGCACAAAAUCCUGGGCCUCAGAACGCCGCACAAACGUGACUUCAAUUUCAUGGACACUGCGAAUGAGGCGGAGGAGGCUGACAAGGUGAGCCUGCAUAGUUCCCCCAUUGAGGAGACGAAGUCCAAGCUCUGUUCCGAUCUGGUGUUCCAGAGAAAUAACAGCAGCAUUCAGGAACGGACAACGACGGCCCUCAAGGAGCCGAAGCUGCGGGUGGCGAGCAUUUGUCAGCAGCACAAGGAGAGCACUCUAGCCUGCCUAGAACAUCAUCCGCUCGUUUACGGAUUCGUCGAAUCACUGAAUCCAAAGAUUGCGAUCAAUAUGUGCCAUCCGCGGGCACUGACCUACCGAAACACAGAUUUUGCGAAGUGCAAAGUGGACCUGGCUGAGGUCCUAUAUGAAAUAUUCAAUCAUUCAAUCUUUCACUGCGGCCUUCAGGCGAAAAUUGUGUGGAAAUCUAGAAUGAGCACUGCCAGCACCAGCGAGCUGGGCUUUAACGAUUCAGGGCACCGCACAGCGCGAGUUUUGCUGUGCAAAAAGAACAUCAGUCAGGCGAGUUUGCUAAUAAAGCUGCUGCUUCAUGAGAUGUGCCAUGUGGCGGCCUUUGUGUUCAACGGUGAAAUAGGACAUGGCGACAACUGUCGGAAAUGGGGCAACCAAUCCAAACAACGGAUACCGGACCUGGCAUUGAUCACGAAUUGCGAGGCUAGAUAUAAAUAUUCCUGUCCGCUGUGCUCCCGAUUCUCCUUCGGCCGCAUGGAGUUUAAGAACGACUCGGAGCGUCUGCGGUGUCAUUACUGCCAGUUUGCGGUAAAGGUGGAGCGUUGGAGCCGCACUGACCCAUACAAAUUGCCGGGACUGAAUAAGUCGGAAACGGCAUUCAUGGCGUUUGUUCGUGAGAAUUACCUACUGGUGGAGGAUAUGGAGAGCACGCACAGUUCCAAGAUGCAGCUUCUUAAUAGACAGUUUAUGGAUAAGAAGAAUACCAUAACUGUGCUUUAA